UAGACUACCACCAUCCUCAUCACCAUCACCAACACCGCCAAAGUCCAGGUAAACCUCCCCUCAUGCCCGCAGUCGCAUCUUCCAGGACCGCUUCCUCCUCCUCGUCGGGGCAUCGCGCAACGACCACCUCGCGCCUCGCACCCUCCACCGCGUCCAAUCGCAUGGACCACACCGGCCAUGGCGACGACGACGAAGAGUGGGAUGCAGACGAUGCAGCUAGAGACAGUAAGAUUCCACGCAAGACGGCCCUUCCCAAGAAGGCAGCUCCAGCCACCAAGUCGCUGAAGAAGCCCACACCUGCUGCUGCUGCUCUCGACCUCGAGUCGGACGAAGAUUCUCCCUCCUCCUCACCCAGCGCCCGUAUUGCCUCUCUAGAAUCUCAAGUGACCCGCCUGCGCCAAGAGCGCGAUACCUACCUCUCUCAAUUUGCCGAGCUCAAGGCCGUCCGUUCCACAGCCGCCGAAACCGAUCUCGCUUCGUACAAGAAGGCUGCCGAGACGCGCUUUAGACAUUCAGAAGAUUUGGUCAAGAGCUACAAGAAUAGCUUGGACAGGGCGGAGAAGCGGUUGAGGGGAGAGAUGGGUCUGAUGGGAGAUGAGGAGAGGGAGAGGGAGGAAGAGAAUGAGAGGUUGAGAAAGGAGGUGGAGACAUUGAAGAGGGAGAAGAAGAAGGCGGAUGAGGAAGCACGUCGCCUAACCCUCGAGCUCCGCACCGAAGUCGAAUCCUCCCGUGCACUCCUGUCCAACUCCAAGAACGGCAGCUCCAGCUCUUCAGGCUUCAACCGCGAUGGGGACAACCAAGCAGUACGACGGCUGUACGAGGACCUGACGGGCAUUGUCAUCUCGCGUAUCGAGCUGUGUGAGCGCGAGGAGGGGGAUGAUGCGAAUAGCGAGAAGAGGAGGUACACUGGAGCGUAUGCCGCGGUAGGACACCAUGAUCUACAACUCUCCCUCGAAGAAUCCACUUCCACUCUCCCACCCUCCUCUUCUUCCUCUUCUUCCAACUCCCGCUCCACCUCCUCUCUGCGCAAGGACCUCGUCUUCCGUCCUCACCUCGACUCUCAGCGGGAUCUCGCUCUCCUCUCCCCCGGAAGUAACCUACCAGAGUAUCUCCGCGAGGAGAUUAGGUUCGAUAGAGGAUUGAGCGUAAAGUUCUUGGGCACGUUGGAGAAGGGAUUGAAAAAGUAGAGGAGGAGAGGGAGGGGAGAACGUCGUGCCCCUUCUACUACUAGCCAUAGCCAUUUGCUUUUCUCGAGAUAGUUGUCCGUUGUCCUUUUUUUCUCUCUUGUUGUCACUGUAGGUCUUUUCUCCCCCCCCCGCCCCCUUCCUUUCCUUUUCCGAUAAGUGAUACCGCAUACCUCUUCUUUUCAACUCGACUCAACUCAUCCUAUCCUUGCCAAGUCUGAACACUCCAAUGCUCACUCACUAUUUACUUAGUCAUUCAUUCAGUCAGUCAGUCAG
Molecule: messenger RNA, 1460 nt
Organism: Microstroma glucosiphilum
Lineage: Eukaryota; Fungi; Basidiomycota; Exobasidiomycetes; Microstromatales; Microstromataceae
Exons: 3
Coding region: 63-1187 (374 amino acids)
Biological process (GO): homologous chromosome segregation; meiotic sister chromatid segregation; attachment of mitotic spindle microtubules to kinetochore
Cellular component (GO): mitotic spindle; nucleolus; monopolin complex
Molecular function (GO): microtubule site clamp; protein binding
Source: RefSeq, a predicted model, not a curated record